AUGCCCUCUACUCACAAGAAGGAGAAGCCGUGGGAUACGGACGACAUUGACAAGUGGAAGGUCGAUGUCUUCACCCCAAAGGACAAUGCUGGAGGCACUUUUGCUGAAGAGUCUUCGUUUGCGACUCUCUUCCCCAAAUACCGAGAAGUCUACCUGAAGGAGGCCUGGCCUCUCGUCACCAAGGCGCUCGAAAAGACUGGUAUCGCCUGCACUCUGGAUUUGGUCGAGGGUUCCAUGACCGUCAAGACUACCCGAAAAACAUUUGAUCCCGCCGCCAUCCUCAACGCACGCGACCUCAUCAAGCUCCUUGCUCGAAGUGUCCCCGCGCCACAAGCCAUCAAGAUCCUCGACGAUGGCGUCGCCUGCGAUAUCAUCAAGAUCCGCAGCCUCGUCCGGAAUAAGGAGAGAUUUGUCAAGCGACGACAAAGAAUACUCGGACCCAACGGUUCGACCCUCAAGGCCCUCGAGCUGCUCACGGAGACAUACAUCCUGGUCCACGGUAACACGGUGUCUGCCAUGGGCCCCUACAAGGGCUUGAAGGAGAUGCGGAGAGUGGUGGAGGACUGCAUGGCCAACAUCCACCCUAUCUACCACAUCAAGGAGCUCAUGAUCAAGCGCGAGCUCGCAAAGGAUCCCGAGCUGGCCAACGAGAGCUGGGACCGCUUCCUUCCCAACUUCAAGAAGAAGACGCUCAGCCGACGACGUGUGCCUCUCAAGGUCACCGACAAGACCAAGAAGACCUACACGCCGUUCCCCCCGGCCCCCGAGAAGAGCAAGGUCGAUAUGCAGAUCGAGUCGGGCGAGUACUUCUUGGGCAAGCAGGGCAAGGAGCGCGCCGCGCAAGAGGAGCGCAAGGAGAAGCAGAAGCAGCGAAAGGAGGACAAGGCCAAGGAGCGCGAGGCCGAGUUUGUCCCACCGGAAGAGGGAGGCCGACCCAAGAAGAAGCGCAAGAAGUCGGACGAGUAA
Fusarium vanettenii 77-13-4 is the source of this 966-nucleotide messenger RNA. Its product is annotated as 90S preribosome/SSU processome component KRR1. Gene Ontology annotation, molecular function: RNA binding. The record is from RefSeq and is a predicted model, not a curated record. The transcript has a single exon. The coding region runs from base 1 to 966 and encodes 321 amino acids. Gene Ontology annotation, cellular component: small-subunit processome; nucleolus. NCBI's taxonomy places the organism in Eukaryota, Fungi, Ascomycota, Sordariomycetes, Hypocreales, Nectriaceae.